This is a messenger RNA of Lasiodiplodia theobromae, 2976 nucleotides long. RefSeq names its product alcohol dehydrogenase. The transcript is spliced from 10 exons. The coding region runs from base 1 to 2976 and encodes 991 amino acids. NCBI's taxonomy places the organism in Eukaryota, Fungi, Ascomycota, Dothideomycetes, Botryosphaeriales, Botryosphaeriaceae. The record is from RefSeq and is a predicted model, not a curated record. Gene Ontology annotation, biological process: DNA-templated transcription. Gene Ontology annotation, molecular function: oxidoreductase activity; DNA binding; zinc ion binding.
AUGUCUUCCAAACUUCCCCAGACCUUCAAGGCCGCUGUCGUCGAGAAGGCCAAUGAGCCGCUUACGAUCAAAGAUGUGCCACUCAAGGAACCUUCCGAGGGGCAAGUCUUGAUCAAGGUCAUCGUUUGUGGUGUUUGCCACACUGAUGAAGCUGUUCGCACGGGCACCUUUGGCCAACCCCCGCGAAUCCCAGGUCACGAAGUGAUUGGUACUGUUGUUGCCUUGGGCCCAGGUGAGAAGAAGUGGAAGAUUGGGGAUCGCGUUGGUGGGCCUUGGCACGGUGGACAUGACGGCAUAUGCAGGCAGUGCAAUCGCGGUCUCUUCCAGAUGUGUGACAAUGAAGUGGUCAAUGGAGUCUCGCACGAUGGCGGAUAUGCCGAAUAUUGUCUUCUACGCUCUGAAGCUGUCGUCCGCAUCCCAACGGACAUCGAUCCGGCGGAGGCCGCGCCGUUGCUCUGCGCUGGCGUGACCGUCUUCAACGGCAUCAGGAAAAUGCAGGUCGUCCCCGGCAGCAUCGUUGCAAUCCAAGGACUCGGAGGUCUCGGACACUUGGCCCUGCAGUUUUCUCGGAAAAUGGGCUAUCGCACCGUUGCGUUGUCCCGCGACGACAGAAAGAAAGACUUUGCACUCAAGCUCGGCGCCACAGACUAUAUCGAUGCCAGCAAGGAGGAUACCAUCGAAGCUCUGCAGAAGCUCGGUGGCGCGGAUCUGAUUGUUGCGACCGCGCCAAACCCCGAGAUCAUCGGCCAGCUUGUCAAUGGUUGUGCUGCAGGUGGCAAAGUUCUGAUCAUUGCACCGGUUGGUGACGUUGUGCUCAACACCGUGCCGAUGAUCUUGAAGGGGAUCUCUGUUCAUGGGUGGCCGUCCGGACAUGCUCUCGACUCGGAAGAAACCAUCGAGUUUGCACGCAUACACGGUGUGAAGUGCAUGAUCGAGAAGUUCCCACUCAGCAAGGCGCAGGAGGCUAUGGACCACAUGCUGAGCGGCAAGGUCAGGUUCAGGGGUGUGUUGACGAUGGACUCUCCCCGCAAUUUCCACCUUUCCAAGGAUCUGGCUGACAAAGCGGCUGUGCGUUACGUGAACGAAUUGGAGGCCAGGGUAGAGUGGCUGGAGUCCAUCAUCAGAGAUCAUCUUCCAAACAUCGAUUUGAGCGCCGGACCAGACUCGAGAACCAACAGUUCACGUGACAACAAUCCUAUCCAGGAAGAUGCAUCUCUUCAGACGAUAUCGGAUCAGAUCGGGCUGGUUUCCAUAUCGGCAGGUGCGGAUCUCCGCUACCUGGGCCCGUCCAGCGGCUUGUUCUUCAUGAGAUUCGUCCUAGCCGGGCUUGGAAAGAGGAUCCAGAUUGAAAGACCAUCCACUCCGGAUCCCGUAGCAGACGACGGCCUCUCAAUUCCUCCCGAUCUGCUGCUCGUCCAACCGAGAGAACUACCCCCCGAUGAGAAGCAUGCGCGAUGGCUGUCGCAGGCAUACUUCGACAGCGUGCAUCUGCAAUUUCCAUUCCUGCAUGAGAAGAUACACCUGCAAACCAUUCAAACAAUGUAUGAUGGCAUCAACGUUGGACCGGUGCUUGAAUUCCAAGUCUUCAUGGUUCUCGCUAUAGGAGCUACCAUCCAGUCACGAAAGGCAAAGGUAAUGCUCUCUGCCGAGGGCUACUACGCAUCUGCGAUCGAUCGUCUCGAUAGCACGGUCCAGGCCACAUCGCUUGGUGGACUCCAGUGCAUCUUACUUCUUCAGAUGUAUACUCUUAACAAUCCAUCGUCUGGGCUCAGCUUGUGGCUUCUUCACUACCAUGGGUUGGCAUUAUCAAUCGAGCUCGGCUUGCAGCGGGAGGUUCCAAACGAUAAGUUCACUACUUUUGAAAAGCAAAUGCGCACCCGGACAUUCUGGAGCAUUUACACAAUCGACCGCCUCCUAAGCACUCUAAUGGGGAGACCGAUAGGUGUGAUGGAUGAGCAGUGCGAACUAAGAUUACCACUCGAUAUCAACGACAGCGACCUCCACCAGCAACCACACCAGCAGACCGGUACCCUCACAAACAUGACGACCGCAAUCCACCUCUUCAAGCUCGCCCGGCUCAACUCGGAAACUAAAUGCGUCCUGUACUGCGUCGACCGACAGUAUCCACCGUACACCCAACCGGCCAUCACCGACGUAGAAAGCUGGAAAGCGGACAUCCUGGACCGGCUGCGAAAAUGGAAAGCCGACAUCCCCCGCCAUCCGGAAGGGAUCCCGCAAUACCACAUGAAUAUCCUCUGCGAGAUCAAAUACCACGAGCUCGUCAUGCUCAUCCUGCGUCCGAGCCCGCGUUUCCAACAUCCUGACAAAGCUUCCGUCCGCGAGUGCUUUGCGAGCGCGAUGGAGUGCAGCAAGCUCUACCACCGGCUAUACACCACCAAGGCGCUGCAUUUUGGCUGGAGCAGCACCCAUUCGCUUUUCGUGUGCGUGAUGGUCAUGUUUUAUUGCGUCUGGACGCCACAGGGGGUUGCGGACGAAGCAAACUUCGAUUGUCUAAUGCGUUCCCUCAAAGCGUCAUCCGAUGUCCUGAGCGCGAUGGGCGAGUAUUGGCCGGAGGCGACCAGGAGCCGCGGCGUGUUAGAUCGUAUCUCGACGGCAACGAUGCGGCGGUUUACCGAUAAGCUCGGCCCGGUGCGGAGCAACAACGCGCUCGUGGGCUCACAGGCGGAUGUGGGACUCGUAUCUAAUUUGAUUCAAGGGCAACCAGUGGAUUGGAUGAAUUUGGGUACAGCGCCGAAUGUCCUCCCGUCGCCUCAGUUUGGGGACGGACUCACAGGGGGUGAUUUUGCGGCCACUGACUACUACGGAACACUAGACGAUUCGUUCACCUCUGCUGAUAUUCUCUCCUACUUCCUGGGUCCUGGCGAAGAUGCGGACAUGGGUGGUUCUGGGCUCAAUACCAACUAUCAACCUGAUGCGGAUGACGUUAUACGAAAUCUUCUCAAUAGUGGCUUGUAG